CGAGAAAGCACUGGGACCUCGAGAGAGACCCUACAGACCUUCUUGUCGAGUCCCGGACCCUUCGAAAACAGCGCGUAGCCCUUAGCGUUUCUUACAGUUUGGUUGUUUUCAUUGACCGGCAAGGCACUGUUGUGAUUAGAGAGUGGGUUAGAGGCCUGUUGCAGCCAAAAGAAAGAGAAGGGAACACGCAUCGACGUAGACGACUUCAGCCUGAGACAAACACAUCGACCACACGGUUGUGGCGGCGGCGGCGGCGGCGGCAAUACGGCGUCUUGCUAUGUGCACCCACUUUGUACAUCUCCUAUACCUAGAAACCUAGACGUUGUACCUACGCUGUAGGAAGUGUGCUGCAAACAACCAGCUGUUAGGCUCGCAGUAGGGCUAUCGAGGCGCUGCCGGCCUGUCUUCCUCGCUAGUGUUAGCAGAGGCUGAGCAGAAAAUCCGAACCGUUAGUGCUUUACACCUUCUUCAGGCUAGAUUAUAAUAGUGUACGGUGAUAAGAUAGUGAGUACACGUAUGUCCAACAAAAAGGUUCACCCGUGAUUGGCGCGUCAGCGAAAAACUAAACAUUCGUAGAAAAAAAAAAAAAAAAUGGCGACUAAUUUAGCUGCCAUCGAAGAUGAGCAGGUGCUUGCUGACAUGAUGACUACUCGCGUCGAUAAUGAGUUCUAGGGGAGAAGACUAUAGGGACACGUUUGUGUUAUUAUUCCUUGUUUGUCUACUUCGCUGAUUGAUGAUUGCAAGGGUUGUUAGAAAGACGUCGGACACGCGCUCGUUCAAUGCACUGAAUGGCAGCAGGUUGUCUUCAUUCACGGCUAUAAACGGCUCAUAAGUCUCAAUUCUCAUGUUAAACUUCAGUUGUUUCAAUGUUCUCUAACGUCCUGAGACGAAGCCUGCUUUUCGCUAUGUUCGGAUAUAUGUGAGCCGUUCAUUGCUCAUACCUAACGCCAACAGGAUAGAUGUAUGUUUCGACAUGUUACUCACGUCAAUGAUGAAUAACACUAAACAACAUGCCCAAGCAGGGCAAAGCAUUGAGUAAGAGUUCAAUCUUCAGUGGGAGGCAUUGUUUUCUGUGUGAUCCAAAACGCUUCGAGAUGGAUGACUUGGGGUAUUGAUGGGCGAAUAUUGUGCUCAGCCGCAGCUCGAGGAGGAAAGCGACUUCGAGCGACGAAGCGCGAUUCGAAACCGUCUGACAGAGCUAAAGAGACAGAAACGCGAAAUGCGCGAGGCUCAGGCAAAGCGACGUGAGGAUGACCGUGAGCAGGCAAUAAGAAAUAAGGCUGCGCAGGCCCAACUGCAAAAACAGCGUACGAUGGACAUGUACGACGCUAUGGCUAAAUCUGGCCCUGCUGGAAGUACGAAGGUGAUGGAUGUGGGCAUCUACAAACGGGGCGAAGCUGGCGAAGGUAUCGUCACAUCAACUAAUCAGAGUUUAGUCGAAGAUGCCAUCAAGGAGAGUACAAGACAACGCGAACUGGAAAAAAAGCGGAUGCUCGCAGCUUUUGAUGCCGCUGCCAAAUCGGGACCCGCCGGAGCUCCCAAGGAAGUGGACUUCGAGGCGUUCAGAAAAGCUAACGUUGACAACUACGAAAUUGGAAAGCAAGAUUAUGAUCCCACGAUGCAAGUUUCCGGAGGGAUUUCGCUGUAUAAUCCUGAGCUUAUAAAGUCGCCUAAAGCGGGCACCCCCGUAACGUGCAUGAACAAUGGGCCAGAUUUGGCUGCUAUAGCGCGGAACAUCAAUCCUCCGAUGGACGCGAUGCAGCGAGCGAUUCGCGAGCGGCAAGAAGCUUGCGAUGCGGAAAAGAAACGUAUUCUUGCUGCUUAUGCCGCUGCCGCUAAGCAGGGUCCUGGACCAAAACAAAACGUCCUGGAUGACUUCAAGAACGUGAAACUCGAUGAUGCAGAAUUGGCUAAACCAACGCCAAGUGCUUGCGCAGGUUUUAAAGGCGGUGUCCCAAUUGCAAAAGGCACCGACAGCCCGCGGCCUAUGCGCUCGACCUGCUUCAAUCCAACGAAACCCAAGGCUUUGGAUCACGAUGUCACCCCGAUUUCCAGGCCUCCGCCGGUGUUAAAUAUCAGACGGGGAUCGACGUCAACAUAUUCCCUAAGUCCGUUCAGCUCACCACCAUCAGCAGGAACCCCUUCACAGGGCACACCCCCUCAAAACGCUACGCAUUUGCAAUCAACUUCUCUUGACGAAGCUGCUCGCAAGCUCGAGGGUGUUGAUGCUGCUCAAAAAGCACUGCAGGCCCGCGUCGAGGCCGCAGAACUGGAACGUCAACGGGUCCUGGCCGCGUACCUUGCGUCAAAGGCACCUAGCUCUUCACGGGAAACUAUCCCAAUGAGGGAGUUACCUACUGGCAACACUUCAGACAGUCCUCAAGUUGCGAGGAAAGUAACUACUGGAGGAUCUACUGCUUUCCGCCCAAUACCAAUCAGACCACCUAGGCCCCUCAAAUAGUUCGAAUUUACCCGCUAUCAACGUUGCCACUCAUAGCAUUUACAAUAAUCUAAAUCGACCUUUGUGCGCCAAUACAACUUGAUGGUACAACAAGAUGGUGCGUUAUACUCAAAGUCAAUAUAUCUGCUACCAUUAUGAAUCCGCUAAGCAAUACGGUUAUUAUUUAUUUUGUGAUGUUUUCUUCAGUAACUAUAUUCUAAUGGGCAGUAAAAAUAAAUCAGACUUGUAUAUUGUCAAAAG
Molecule: messenger RNA, 2701 nt
Organism: Varroa destructor (honeybee mite)
Lineage: Eukaryota; Metazoa; Arthropoda; Arachnida; Mesostigmata; Varroidae
Source: RefSeq, a predicted model, not a curated record